Molecule: messenger RNA, 4841 nt
Organism: Oreochromis niloticus (Nile tilapia)
Lineage: Eukaryota; Metazoa; Chordata; Actinopteri; Cichliformes; Cichlidae
Product: transmembrane protein 119a
Exons: 2
Coding region: 1602-2357 (251 amino acids)
Biological process (GO): positive regulation of osteoblast differentiation; positive regulation of bone mineralization; ossification
Cellular component (GO): plasma membrane
Source: RefSeq, a predicted model, not a curated record
AACUGCUUUAAUUCUUCUUGGCACAGUCAACAUGCAUUCCCCAAAGUCUUGAGCUAUUUCUCAUUUCUUUGUGUUGCUUGGAAAAUAGUUGCAGUGAUUUUUAUCAUUUGAAUAAAGUACAAUUCAAUUCUGAGUUCAUACAGUUCUAACAAGCUUGAAACUCAAUAUUUGGUAUGAGCCAUCCUUAAGCUGGACUAACUGAAGGCAAAAAUCAUCUCUCACAUCUUGUGUCGGGUCUUAGCUAGAUUUUUUUUUUUUUCUUAUGCGCUUAAGCACAUAGAUGUGUGCAGGUUUUGGCCAACAGUUCUUUGGGAAUCACCUUGUUGGUGCAAAAAUGCUAGUUUGUGCCUGUCACACUUUAAUCUUUACCAUUUUCUACAGAUUCAACUAAAGAAAUAGUUACUACGAGCCUCUAAUAACACCUACUUUAUUCCAAAGUGGCUAAAUAUAUAACUUGGUUCUUUGUUUGUUAUGUGCAAACACAACACCGGUUCAUCCCUUGAGUGAGGUGCCUUUUUUUUUUUUAAUGCAUGGAUGAUUCAUAGGUCAGUGUUAAGUGGCUUAAAAAAGAAAAACAUUCCUGUGAAAAUGGACAGGUACAAGAACUGGACUGAAAAUGAAUGAAAAAGCAGCCAAUGUCCAAAGAAAACUUUGAAAGAUUUCCAGAAAAUGGCCUUCAGAAACUAUUUCUUAAGACCACUUUGAGAAAGGUUUGGCUCCCUGGGGAAAAAAACAACUGUAAUUGACACUUUUACACAGUACUGUGUAACAAGACGAGAAACAUGAGCACCCUUAAAUAAAUGCCCUGCAAGUUAAACAGUUAUCCAGUGCUCCUAAAAGUCCAUUAAGUUCAUAUAUUUGCUCUGUACAUGUGUUUCAGGAUGAAAAGAGUGCUUUCUCCCUGUACUGGUCUUGUAUGCCCUGCAGAGACAGGCUGUAAUCAGCAGGAACGUAAUUAGAGAGUAUUCAGUGCAGGCCAAAAAAAAGUUGUGGAACUCGCCCCACCAAGAAUAGAAAUACCCUUUUCCGAAGAACUUGAGUAUAACAUGUACCAACUGCAACAUAUUUGUUUUAAAGAUAAACACUGAGGCUAAAGUUGUAUCCGUCAGUCAGACCGUGAAUGGACGAGCACAUACUGUGGCAAAUUAGCCUUUCAUUGCAAAUAAAGACUAUUUCCAUUUGUAGAGCAUCCUGUGUAUCUUUUGUCCUAUCACCAUGCUCAGGUCAAAUGUUUCUCAAAAAAAAAAACAUAUGUAGGAUAAAAAUAUCUGGUCCCAAAUGGCCGGCUACAUGAACUUACUAAGAGUUGGGCUGUUGGAGGAUAGAAAGUUCAGAAAGAAGGAAAAAGAGGGAGGAGAACCUGAAGAUGGAGGGCUGGACAUGAGUUUGAGGUGAGGAUACGUUUAAGAGCUCAGUAAAACAACAAGUCAGCACAAGUCAGCGGGGAGGGCGAAUGCUCGGAAACUGUCUUCCACUCUUACUUUCUCGUCUGUCUGUCUUGUCUUGUCUCCCCCUUUCCCCCCUCUGUCUGCAGUCUUACUCGCUGCUUUGUGCUGCACAGAAGAGAAGCCGAGGCUAGCACAUCCUGACUCAAAGAGAAGAUGAAGUCUCACUUGGUGUUUCAGGUCUCCUGUGUGACCCUGCUCUCGCUGUGCUGCUCUGUGUGUCACGCCACACCUCUGUUCUACAACAUAUCCAUGGACGGCAGCGGGGAUGAAGCCGAGCUGGAGCUCCUUUUCCCGGUGUCUUUCUCCACCCGCGUGCCUGUUCACGUUACCGCUGCUACUGGGGCUCCCACUCUCACCAACACCAUAACCACCACCAUGAUCCGUCUGAAGGACUACGUCCUGACCCGAGUAGUGGACUUCCUGCAGGAGAACAUGCUCAUCAUCAUCGUGGUGACCUCUCUUCUCAUUGUCAUGGUCUUCAUCAUCUGCUGUGCCUCUGCAAUGAGUCACAAGCGCAAGCUGGAGGCCUAUAAGCCCCUACCUCAUCCACCCAGGAAGUAUACGGCUGAUAAAGCCGGAGGACGCAAGGAUUCAAGCGACCUGCAGGAGAAACCGUACGCAGUCGAUCACGUCAAGAGGGUCCAGACUCAGGGCAUGUCCUCCCCGAAGAACCUGCGCAUGCCCACCAAGGCGCUGGUGGGAGAGAGAGGGAGAGACGUCCGGUCAUCACCUCGACAGGAGGUCAGAAAGGUCAGAGAUACAGAGGCGGUAGAAAAGCGGAGAGAGGAACCAAAACACAAAGAGAAGGUGAAGCACAGGGAGGAGGUUCAGCAGAGCUCCAGUCCCAGCACCAGCUCCAGCUCCAGUCAGCCAGUCUGCACCUGCCAUCUGAAAAAAGGCCACCACUAGGUCACAGUGGUGGGCUUUCUCGCUUUUUAAACAAGAUCAGAAACGGGCAAAGGCAAAAUGUGUCCUCAAAAUGUGUUUUCAUUAGAAUAGCCUUACAGAGGGAAAUAGGUCUAUAUUUAAGUGAAGUCAUGCCUCAUGAAGAAAAAUUACCCAUCAUUAAAGUCUAAGAUCUAGAUUUAAAUAUACAGUGAAGAGGAUUAUUACCCGAAUCACUGGUUACUGAAAAGUUUACAAAAGGUACAGCUUAAAUUGUUUGAUUGAUAAGCAGGCAUGAGGAAAGAUAGCAGCAUACUGAGACCCUUUUAACGGCCACUUUGUCUUCAGGUGCCGAAAACAACCUGAGCUCAGCACGGCAAGCACAUGAUUUUUCUUUUUCCUGUAAUUACUGAAAAAAACAUAACACCACUGUGCUACUGAGGCAGUAAAACUUUAUAUAAUAAGUAUUCUUUUCCUGUGAAUAACACUUUCAAAGGGAACAAAAAUAAAGUAUUAUUCCACAUACCUGCCCAAAGGAAUCUCCUCAUUAUGUCCUGCUGGAGUGAAAACAUCUGGAUCCGUCAUUUAGAGCAACACGUUCGGUGCUGUAAAUAAGUCAAGGUGAAAUGUCAGUAAACUUGACGCGAUAAGCAGCAAAACGUUCUUUUUAUAUUUACAGUUAUAUUUACUUCAUCUUGUUUGCAUCGGGUUGUUAAGUUUUAUAUGAUUAUCGUAUUUUAUUUUAAAAACCAAAACGUAUAAACAAAAGUAAACAUUUUUAACUGUGUUAUUUUUAGGUAUCUGAAUAAAUGUUCUGUAUAAAUUACCACAAAUCUACUAUGUGUACUGCAUGUCAUGGUAAAAAGAGAUCACAGUGUGUUUCAGUUCUAAGGUUUCACGUAUCAGGACAUAUUAAAGAACGAUCAGGUCUUAAAAUGAAAAACUCGCCCAAAAUGCAGAAGCAGAGUGUGAAACAUUAAGUAGGCUCCUUUAGCAGCGAUAAUCUGAAGUCAUCGUUUUCUGAAUGCCUUUAUGAAUCUCUCACCUCGUUGUGGAGGAAGUUUGGGCCAUUCUUCUUUACAGCAGUGCUUCAGUUCAUUGAGGUUUGUGGGUAUUUGGUUAUCCGCAGCUCUUUCGAAGGUCUUCCUGCAGCAUUACAAUCGAGCUGAGAUCUGAAAUUUGGCUGAACCAUUGCAACAAUCUGUCUGAAAAAGAAAAGAAUCAUUCUGUUGUAGAUUUGAUGUUGUGUUUGGGAUCAUUGUCCUGAUGUAUUACCAAAUUUAGGCCAAGCGUAAGCUGUCAGACAGAUGGUCUCACAUUAGACUCAACAAUACUUUGGUAUGCAGAGGAAUUCAUGGUGAACACAGUGGCUGCAACCACCGUGCUUGACAGUUGUUAUGAAGUGUUUGUGCUGAUAUGCUGUGUUCGGUUUUCCCCAAACAUGGUGCUGUGCACAGUGACCACACAUGUCUGCUUUGGUCUUGUGGUUUAAUCAGAUGUAACUCAAACCUAAGCAUCUCUACUGGCAACCCUUCCAAAUAAGCCACAUUUGUUAAGUCUUUUUUUGAUAAUUGUUUUGUCAUGAACUUUAACAUUUAACAUGCUAACUGAGGCCUGCACACUCUGAGGUGUAGAUCUUGGUGGCCGGGGACCUUGUGGUGAAUUUGCUGGGACAUUUUCCACUUGUGAAUUAUAUUUCUCACUGUAGAGUGAUGGAGUUCACUUUGAUGGAAGUGACCUCAUGACCUUUCCCACACUGAUGACUGUUGCUGAUGUAUUUCAUCCUCAGCAUUGUGUUAACACACCUGAAUACCACAGACCUACAAACCUCUGAUUUUAUGAACGUGCCAAUGAUUAGUUAAUCAAAUGCAUUUGAUCAGCAGUACCUGGCUGUUAGUUACCCACUUACUUCAUAAUGGAAGGGUGGACUUAGUUUUCACACACUGCUUCUGCAUUUUGGCUUAGUCUUUGUUAAAUCAAUGACAUGUUGUAAUAUGUCACAAGAUGCUGUUCUGAACUGGCUUGAACUGAAAGAGGGUGCGCUUUCUUUGUACAAUGACUGUACAUAUUUAUUUGGCUUACACCUUUGACCUGCUCUCAAUGGGCAAAUGUAUUUAAAAAAAAAGUAGGGAGUAGAAAACAAAUGUUUAAGUUUUUCUUUUAAAUAAUUAGUACAUUUAUGUAUACGAUAAAUUAUGCUUUUUUUAUUUUAAGUGUAAAAGUUUGAAAUGUGAGUAGAAGGAUAGACAGUUGGCGUGUUUAGCUUACGUGUAUAGGCUUGACAGAUGCAUAUUUGUCUCUCUUAUCUGAUUUUAUUUGAUUAAAUUACUCUGUCCUGUUGUUAAGUUAAUGACCUUGAGUCUCUAAUCUAAGCCUGAAUUAUGUGCCAAUGCUUUUGUCAUGCUGACAUACUGUUUUCCGCCUAACCUCAACCACAGUUGCUUUCUUUUUGACACUUGAAUUGUUUACAAAAAGACCGUUUUGUUUUGCAUAUAUUUAAUAAAGCUA